Messenger RNA from Aspergillus caelatus, 1400 nucleotides. RefSeq names its product type 1 serine/threonine-protein phosphatase catalytic subunit GLC7 (gene glcA). Bases 101 to 1075 code for a protein of 324 amino acids. Gene Ontology annotation, molecular function: protein serine/threonine phosphatase activity. Lineage: Eukaryota; Fungi; Ascomycota; Eurotiomycetes; Eurotiales; Aspergillaceae. The transcript is spliced from 4 exons. Gene Ontology annotation, cellular component: nucleus; cytoplasm. The record is from RefSeq and is a predicted model, not a curated record.
UUUAUCCUUCCUUUUCUUUCCUCAUUGCUUACGCUCGUGUGCAUUACCUACUCUUUGCUUUUCUUUCGCUCCCGUCGUCUCUCGUUAGAGCCCCGUCGCCAUGGCUGAUCAGGAAGUGGAUUUGGACUCGAUCAUUGAUAGAUUGUUGGAGGUGAGGGGUAGCCGCCCUGGAAAGCAGGUUCAGUUGUUGGAAUCAGAGAUUCGUUAUCUCUGCACCAAGGCUCGGGAAAUUUUCAUCUCGCAACCCAUCCUGCUAGAGUUGGAAGCGCCAAUCAAGAUUUGCGGUGAUAUUCACGGCCAAUACUACGAUCUUUUGCGUCUUUUCGAAUACGGUGGAUUCCCGCCCGAGGCCAACUACCUAUUCCUUGGAGACUACGUGGACCGUGGCAAGCAGUCCCUCGAGACCAUCUGUCUACUCCUGGCAUACAAGAUCAAGUACCCCGAAAACUUCUUCGUUCUCCGUGGAAACCACGAAUGCGCAUCCAUCAACCGUAUCUACGGCUUCUACGAUGAAUGUAAGCGGAGGUAUAACAUCAAGCUGUGGAAGACUUUCACCGAUUGCUUCAACUGCCUCCCCAUUGCGGCUAUCAUUGAUGAGAAGAUCUUCACCAUGCAUGGUGGUCUGAGCCCCGAUCUGAACUCCAUGGAGCAAAUUCGCCGUGUGAUGCGUCCCACUGAUAUUCCUGACUGCGGUCUCCUGUGCGAUCUUCUGUGGUCCGAUCCGGACAAGGACAUCACGGGCUGGAGUGAAAACGACCGAGGUGUUUCGUUCACGUUUGGUCCCGAUGUCGUCUCCCGUUUCCUCCAGAAACAUGAUAUGGAUUUGAUUUGCCGUGCACACCAAGUGGUCGAGGACGGCUAUGAGUUCUUCUCCAAGCGUCAACUCGUCACGCUUUUCAGUGCCCCCAACUAUUGUGGAGAGUUUGACAACGCUGGUGCCAUGAUGAGUGUCGAUGAGAGUCUACUCUGUUCCUUCCAGAUCUUGAAACCAGCAGAAAAGAAACAAAAGUACGUUUACGGGGGCAUGAGCUCAAACAGGCCCAUCACUCCUCCGCGAAAGCAAAAGAAGAAGUAAGACAUACGAGCUUUUCCAUGUGCAGCAGGUUCGGACGGAGAUAAACACAACAUACCCACCCACUCAUCACCACACGAGACCGGAUCCAGAUCCCCCGCAUCAUCGAUGGCCAAUGCAUUAGACGGUCGGAAGCAGCAGAUACAACAGGUCACCCGAAAGAGCCUUACGAUAUGCAGAGCGUCAUUUCCUCCCCCGCAUACCACCUCCAGCGACUCCGAGUGAUUUCUUUUCCUUUGCGCUGAAUAUGUUAUUUUCCCUAUCUCUUUAUAUGGAAGGUACUUCUGCUCCCGUCGGGGUCGGUGUUCUACUCUUUUUUUUUUUCUUU